AUGGAGAGGCUGUCACUGCGCCAAAGUCGUCGCCGCGGGUCUCACCUACUGCGCUUUUGCCUCAGAUGCCGGGUCGCGGGCCACGAUCCAAGUGGAAAGUGCCAGGACCUGCCAAGAGGCAAUAACCAACAACGUGGUUGCGAUAGUGGUUACUCGUUGUUGGGUGCAGACGGUCUCCUGGAAGAACGAAGGUCACAGAUAGAUUCGCUUGGCACUCCUCAGGUGUCAGCAAGACGGAUUCAGCCAGGAGACGUUGAAGUGCGGGAGGCUCCCACAGGCCCGUCGCGAAUACAGGAGAUGGGCGCAAUGCCAGCAGUGGAGCAUCCGAAGCCGGCAGAGCAGAUCUCAACGAAAGAGCCGCAGCAAGAAGACAGGCAAAGAGAAACGCAUGAGGAGUCUCAGUCACUCAAAACCGACCUUGACAGCAGACUCGAUGACAGAUCUCUUCUGCCCACUUCGCCUUUCCGAGGCUAUCGUGAGCGACGAAGACUAGGACAGCUAGCAAAAGAGAGCUGGCAGGCCUGGCAGCAGGAACAUGGUGUGACGCUGGGGCAGCUGCAGCGCGCAACAAUCCCCAGACAAAGCUCGAGUUUGUCCGGGCAGCACAACACAACGAACAACACUGAACCAGACCAGCCAGUCAAUCCUUGCUUUUUCAAUGAGUGGCCUGCUGCAGAUGCGGCGUGCAGCUCCGAGGCAAAUGGAACACGAGAAUUGUGGACACACGUCGGCGAAGGCGGUCGUAGCAGCAUGCAAACCGGGACUGACACCCGUCGAGAGUCCAAGCCAAGCAUACCCCAGGCAAGCAAUUUGCAGCAUCCAGCCCAGGCACGGCGAUCACCGCCGUCCGAAAGCAAGCAUUCAGCAUACGAAGCCUUGCAGCGAUGCGAGGAAAGCUUUCAAGGAACCCAGACGCAGGCAGGCCCCAAGAAGCAUGCAGAGCCGGCCCAGACCCAGACGACUCCUGAGAGCACUUUUGUGGUGCACCGGGAUCAGAAGCCAAUGGUCAGACAUUUCUCAUACCCGCCUGCAGCCGAACGCCCAGAGGCCAAGAAGGUUCAGCUGUUCAACAUGGCAGCCGGUGACAUGCCUGCUGACAUGACGAAAAGCCUACCGUGUAUCCUCUCGCCGAGCCGCAAACUGCGGCGUAACUUUCAAGGUGUCGCAGAAAGCCUUCAGGAGGCUGCAGCGGCCCUGCAACGACUUUCUCAGAAUUGCCAGGUGCCUGCUCUUGACGAGCAGCUUGUGCCAGGCUGCGUUGAGUCAGGCCACCUGAGCACUGAGCCUGACCUGAGGCUUUGCUGCAGCCCAAGGACAUUGCAGGAGCAGAAUGCCUCACUGAAGACUCAGCUGGCAGAGGCUCAACGGCGCAUCGAAGAGCUCGAAGAGGAAAGGCAAAACUUUUUCCACGAAGGCAUUUACGACCUUGUUAAUGCAGUCUGCACCAGUCCUCAGCGUCGGAGCUUCCAAGACGGGAGCGCGUGCCGAAGCUUCGAGGAGCCAGGUGCUACCAACGCAAACGUCCGCCACGCAAGUCCAGACGCCACUCGACUGGUUGUGGAUGUUCUGCUUCAGCUUGUGUCCCAGGAGCACCAGCAACUGAAGCGUGACCAGCGCAGCGGCUGCGCAGGUCAUGACCAGGUGCAGCAGGUGGUGCUUGGCCAUGCGACCGGCACUCGACCGAAAAUGCGCGAACUUCCAGUUGCCUUGCAUGUCUUUGCAUGCCCGUUAUCUUCCUUCAGGCACAGCCCACCCUCGGAGCAGAAAGCUUGGAGGAUGACACUCGGCAAAGAAAUCAUAGGUAACUGCGCAAAGCAGGUUGCACAAGGUCACCCCGAAAAUGCAGAAGUGUCGGAUGUGGUUUUAGAGAGAGAGAGAGAGGGAGAGAGAGCCAAGCAGAUGGAGGUGGAGGACGGGCGCCAUUUCCGCAAUGACUUGGAUGACUCCUCGAGGCCCAAAGAUUGGGAGGUCAAGCUGCGCGGGGCCCUGGAGACGCUGAAGGCGUCUCUUCUGCGGGCCAAGCAUCGCAAGGGCAGUGUCUACACGGGUGCCGGCGGAGUGGCGUACACACUACUGCACCUCGCAGCCUGCGGCCUCCAUGAUCCAUCCACUUCCUGUGUGGACAGCGCAGGCAUCCUGGCAGAGGCAGAAAGAUCGUCCGAUGCGCGGCGCGUGACUCUCUUGGAAGGGCUGGCAGGCUGCGUUGCUCUGCAGGCCUGGACGCACCAACUCUGCCAAGAGCAGGAGAAGGUGCGGGAGUGUGUCGGAAGGGUGGAGCGGCUGGCGGAGCUUGCCUCUUCUUUGCCGGAAGGAGAGUGUGAGGUGCUCUACGGCCGCUGCGGCUUUCUGGGUGUUGUGCUUUUCCUGCGGAAACAUCUCAAAGACCCUCAACUGCUAGCCGAGCCAGCGACAGAGCUUGUGAGGCAAGUGGUUGAAUCGGGACGGCGCCAUGCACGGGAAGGCUGGCCACUCUACUAUGAGUGGCAUGACAAGUGCUACCUUGGAGGUGCUCAUGGCAUUGCAGGCAUUCUCCACACAUUGGUGCAGCUGCCAGAAGAGCUUGCAGCAGCGGGGUCCGAUGUUGCAAACCUCAUCUGCCGGAGUGCUGACAAAUUGUUGGAUGGGCGUUUCGUGAGUGGGAACUUGCCGUCGUCUGUGGGGAGUGACAGGGAUCGUUUGGUUCAGUUCUGCCAUGGCGCAACUGGCGCAGUGCCCCUCAUGCUGCGCUUAGCCAGCGUCUACAAAGAGCCACGAUAUUUGCAGCAGGCCCAGGAGUUGGGCCACGUGAUUUGGAGGAGGGGGCUUCUGAGCACAAAGGGGCUUGGACUCUGUCAUGGUACACCAGGAAACGGUUUCGCAUUUCUGGCCCUUUACAGACAAACGCAGGACGAAGUGUGGCUGAAUCGAGCGCUGCACUUCGCAGUAUUUGCUUGCGAGCAUCAAGACGACUUGUCUCAGCUGGCAGAUCGACCAUACUCGCUUUUCGAGGGCCUUGCCGGCGCUGCCUGUUUUUGGGGCUCUGUGAUUUGUGAUGGCUCUACAGUCAUUCUGGAGGGUGGCUUCCGAUUUACUGGCACAUGGGUCGAUGAUCAGAAGCAAGGUUACGGCAUCCUCGAGCAACCCGACGGAAGCCGCUUCGAGGGCAAUUUCGUCGAUGACAAGCCCCAUGGCGAGGGCCGGUUGGCUUACAUUUCGGGCGAUGUCUACGAGGGGCAAUGGGUCAAUGAGCGAGCAGAAGGCUUCGGCAUCUUCACACGCAGAGAUGGGAGUUCCUACGAGGGCCAGUGGCUCAAUGACCUCCAACACGGCUAUGGGAUCGAAACCUGGCCCGACGGCUCCCGAUUUGAGGGCAUGUACCGCGCAGGCGCCAAGGAUGGGCAUGGUAAAUUCAUCUGGACUGAUGGCGCCAUCUACAAGGGAGGCUUCAGCAACAACUGCUUCCAUGGGUCUGGUGACUACAGGUGGCAAGACGGUCGCCGAUACAAGGGGGGAUGGGACAAGAACAAGCUUCAUGGCUGGGGCAUCAUGACCUGGCCGGAUGGGCGCUGCUACCAGGGCCAUUACAUCCGAGAUCACAAGCAUGGAGAGGGAUGCUUUCGCUGGUCCUCAGGGGCACAGUACAGUGGCCAGUGGCUACAAGGCAAGCAGCAUGGUGUGGCAAGGUACAAGAACCUUGACGGCAAGGUGCGAGUAGGGCGCUGGGAGGAUGGCAGUCAUCUGGAAUGGGUCGGCAGUCUACGCGGAGACCUCAGCCUGUCGGAUCCCGUUAACAGAGCCAGCUGA
Messenger RNA from Symbiodinium sp. CCMP2456, 3783 nucleotides. The record is from the annotation of a GenBank genome assembly. Lineage: Eukaryota; Dinophyceae; Suessiales; Symbiodiniaceae.